AUGUGUAGGCGGGAUAGAGGGCAAGUCUGGUGGUAUGGCUCCUGGGAAUGUCUUCCUGGGGGCUGUCGCUGUCCAAGUAAAUGGAUGCUACCUGUCUCUGAGAACCACAGGUCCACUUUCCGUGGUUUCAGUUACCUGUGGUCAGCUGCGGUCCAGAAGCAGGUGAUCCUCCUGGUAUAUCUACGGAAGGUCAGUAGUCGCCAAACGCUACACCACAGCACCUGCGUCAUUCCCCUCACUUCAUCUCCUCACAUGGGCACUUUAUCACCUCACAGCAUCACAAGAAGAGGGAAUGGAAGACAAGUACCAAAUGACUCGCACAUCUCUCACGCCUUCUGGAAACUCAUGCCUGGAAGAUGCAGCCACUCAUUCCUACGCUGUGCGGCGACCUUUAAGAGGGCGACGGCAACCUGCCAGCCUUCUGCUGAUUACUUGACUGCCGGGCAGGUGCUCUGGGCCAAGGCGGCUGGUCUCACUGCCCAGUGGGGGAGACAUACAAGGAAUUUACAUAAGACAGCUGUGCAAAAUGGAGCUGGAGGAGCCUUAUUUGUGCACAGAGAUACUCCUGAGAAUAACCCAGAUACUCCAUUUGAUUUCACACCAGAAAACUUUAAGAGGAUAGAGGCAAUUGUAAAAAACUAUCCAGAAGGACAUAAAGCAGCAGCUGUGCUUCCAGUCCUGGAUUUAGCCCAAAGACAGAAUGGAUGGCUGUCCAUCUCUGCUAUGAACAAGGUUGCAGAAGUUUUACAAGUACCUCCAAUGAGAGUAUAUGAAGUAGCAACUUUUUAUACAAUGUAUAAUCGAAAGCCAGUUGGAAAGUAUCACAUUCAGGUCUGCACUACUACACCUUGCAUGCUUCGAAACUCUGACAGCAUACUGGAGGCCAUUCAGAAAAAGCUUGGAAUAGAGGUUGGGGAGACUACACCUGAUAAACUUUUCACUCUUAUAGAGGUGGAAUGUUUAGGGGCCUGUGUAAAUGCACCAAUGGUUCAAAUAAAUGACAACUACUAUGAGGAUCUGACACCUAAGGAUAUCAAAGAAAUUAUUGAUGAGCUCAAAGCUGGCAAAAUUCCAAAACCUGGGCCAAGGAGUGGACGCUUCUCUUGUGAGCCAGCUGGAGGUCUUACCUCUUUGACUGAACCACCCAAAGGACCUGGCUUUGGUGUCCAAGCAGGACUUUAAUUUAUAUUCAACUGUGAAUAUUGUCACUGGAGAAAUAAAAAUGAAUCUCCUAUCUACAUAAA
Messenger RNA from Zalophus californianus (California sea lion), 1244 nucleotides. Its product is annotated as NADH dehydrogenase [ubiquinone] flavoprotein 2, mitochondrial-like. The transcript is spliced from 4 exons. Gene Ontology annotation, molecular function: NADH dehydrogenase activity. The coding region runs from base 1 to 1182 and encodes 393 amino acids. The record is from RefSeq and is a predicted model, not a curated record. Gene Ontology annotation, biological process: mitochondrial electron transport, NADH to ubiquinone. Lineage: Eukaryota; Metazoa; Chordata; Mammalia; Carnivora; Otariidae.